Messenger RNA from Diversispora eburnea, 1728 nucleotides. The record is from the annotation of a GenBank genome assembly. Lineage: Eukaryota; Fungi; Glomeromycota; Glomeromycetes; Diversisporales; Diversisporaceae.
AUGUCUACGCAAACGUUUAGAUCUAGAAAAACUUCCUCCCCAUCUCGUUAUACAUCACAAAGUAAUAACAGUUCUCAUGAGGUUGGUUCUUCUUUAGCUCGUCAAAGAAUCUCAAAGAAGGAUGAGGCUAUCCGUAAAAAACUUGAAAUAGAACUCACAAAAAAAGGUAACGGACGUAAAGCGGCACCGAAACCACCACAGAAAACAACAAAUGGCACUGUAACUUCCUUAAAACCAUCCCAAGCACUUACUGUUAGAGAGAGUACUUUGGUAGUUGAAGCAUCACAGCUUAUGGCUGCCAAGCGUGCAGACAGUGUGCUUGUUAUUGAUGACGAAGAACAUUUAUCUGGUAUUUUUACAGCUAAAGAUUUGGCUUUCAGAGUAGUAGGCGAUGGGCUAGACGCAAGAACCACAACUGUGUCAGCAAUAAUGACAAGGAAUCCGAUGUGUGUAAAAAGUGAUACAUCAGCAACCGAUGCUCUAAAUACAAUGGUUGCUCGUGGUUUUAGACAUCUCCCCGUGUGUAACGAAGAUGGUGAUGUUGUUGGUUUACUAGAUAUAACAAGAUGUUUAUACGAAGCAUUAGAUAAGAUGGAACGUGCCUACGGAUCAUCCAAAAAACUCUAUGAUGCUCUUGAGGGAGUUGAACGUGAAUGGUCAAAUCAACCCACACAAUUCCACCAAUAUUUGAGCAUGUUACGGGAUAAAACGGCAUGUCCAACUUUAACAACAAUUUUAGACGGAUCAAGACCGGCUGAAGUUGGGGUUAAGACAUCUGUAAGAGAUGCUGCUCGCUUAAUGAGGGAACAUCAUACAACUGCAGUAUUGGUAAUGGAACGUAACAUGAUUGCCGGUAUCUUCACGAGUAAAGACAUUGUGUUGAGAGUAAUUGCAGCUGGUCUAGAUCCUUCAACUUGUAGUGUUGUUAGAGUUAUGACACCACAUCCUGAUACUGCUCCUUCUCAUACAAGUAUACUAGAUGCUUUGAAAAAGAUGUAUGAUGGACAUUACCUUAAUCUACCAGUUGUUGACGGUGACAACAUUUUAGGAAUGGUUGAUGUUCUUAAGUUAACAUAUGCCACCAUGGAACAGAUGUAUGCUAUGCAACAUCAAGAAAAUGGGCAAGAAACCGGAGGACCUAUGUGGAAUAAAUUUUGGAAUUCCUUUGCUAAUGAAUGUGACAAUGAUUCUGAUUCGAUAGCACCAUCACAAAGUGCUUCUAAUGUUCCACCUUCUUCAUCACAAUCACGUAUGCGAGGUUCUGGUAAUAUCUCACCAAUUCCCGAAAUUCACCCUAGUGAGUCCGCUUCAGCUAUUGAUGAUGGUUCCCUAGCUUCCUUCCCUCGAGGACAUGACGAAAAUCAUUUUACUUUCAAAUUUAAAGCCCCAAAUGGAAAAUCACAUCGUUUUACUACUGAUUAUACAAAUUUUGACAAUAUUCAUGAUUCAAUAAUGGGAAAACUCCCUAAUACUAUUAAAGAUUUCUCAAUUUCUUAUGUCGAUGACGAAGAAGAUCUUGUUGCAAUGUCAACUGAUGACGAUGUUUAUGAUGCAGUGCAAAUCGCCAAGCGACAAGGUGCAACACGGCCUAGACGCACUCGAAGGCAUAAUAAACAUGGAGAAUACCUCCCUAUUCCACAGGAUUUGUUAUUACCCGGUGCCCUUCUAACACUUGCUAUUGCAAUUGUAGGUGUAUUUGUAAUAUCAAAAUCAUCAUCACCACGAUAA